AUGAAUUUUAAGCAGCAAUUAAAAGAUGAACCAAACCUUCCUGAUCUCUCAUUACCUGAAAGUAUUCAUGAACGAAUCUGUAAUGUCACAACUCUGAAGAAGUCAAGACUGCGAAUGUUAAAAGUAAUCACUAUCCUUCUAGUAACUUUCAUCUGCUGUAGGACACCCUAUGUGGUCAUUGAACUGUGGCACCUUUUCUAUCCGAACUCUGCUGAAGUUACAUAUUCGAGAGUUCGGACAUAUGUCAGGAUUUUUGUUGCAUCAAACUCUUGUAUCAAUCCAUUGGUGUACGGAAUUUUUUUAUUUGGACCACAAGUUUUAUUUACAAAGCUGUUACCGUGUAUUCGAACUCGAGAGCACACAGAAGCUACCUUUAUUACUCGCUCAACUCAAAUGGAUGACAGCGGAAUGUCACCCAGGAAUUCACACCAAGAAUGCGAAGAAAUUGAACUUAGAGAGGCUGCACCCGUAAAGCGAUAUCGGAACAGAGAAUUGCCAAAUAUGAGUCAUUCCAGAAGUCGAACCUAUUCGGAAUAUGAUUAA
This is a messenger RNA of Parasteatoda tepidariorum (common house spider), 543 nucleotides long. NCBI's taxonomy places the organism in Eukaryota, Metazoa, Arthropoda, Arachnida, Araneae, Theridiidae. The record is from RefSeq and is a predicted model, not a curated record.